AUGCUCUCUAAGAGCCCCCCUGCAUUUACGCGCACGUCGCCUAAGAGCGAACAAACAGCACCAGUGCUGGAGGUGGGGACAGCACCGGACAGCGUGCAUCAACACAUAGCCGAUUCAGACGCCCAGAGUAGCAGCAGUGGAGGCCAGAAUGGCAACGAGCAGGCUACUGCUUCUGGCGGGAAGCUCCAGACCUUUUCAGCUGCCAUGGCGGGCAUGCUGAGCACUGACGAGCCCUUCACGCUGUUCGCCCCCUCGGACGAUUUUCUGCUGGAUAUCAGCAGCACGUUUCACAAGUAUCCCAGAACAAAGGAAUUGAUCGACCCCAUGUUGAGUCGGUUAGUGGGCUAUUCAGCCGUGCCUCGCCGCAUCCCAGCAGCGGACAUCCCGCUGGGGGCGUUUGAGCGGUUGGAGUCGAUAACAGGGUUUAUCAUCAAUGUGGGGAGGGACCCGCGCAGUGGGCGGAUAUUCGCUAACGGAGUGCCGAGCAAACAGGUGGAUAUAAUGGAAGGUCAAUUGGUGGUGCACCUCAUAGACGGCAUGCUGGGGCCGCUAGACUUCGUGGAGUCGGUGAGAAGCAUGGACCCUGAUGACGUCAGCAUGGAGGCGGCUCUCGAGCAGGAGUUCAACUCGGGGGCGUUUGUGCGGGGGAGUGAGAGCAGCGGGGGAGGCGGAGGAGGAGGCGGAGGUGGAGGGGGAGGCGGAGGGGAGGCGGAGGGGGAGGCGGAGGGGGAGGCGGAGGGGGAGGCGGAGGGGGAGAGGGAGGGGGAGGGGGAGAGGCUGGAGGAGGAGGGAGCGGGAAGGUGGUUUGGGUUUGGGAAGGGAGGCGCAGCUUCCAAGAAGGAGCCGGAGGAGGAGCCUGUGGAUAAUCUGCCUGUAUUGAAGCCGGAAGUGAUCGCUCAGGAGCAGGUGCGCGAGGAGGAGAAGGCAAAGCCGGGAGUGGAAGUGGACUUUAGGGGAGAACACAAGGGAGCAUCUGUAAUCGAGGUGCCACCACCUGUGGAUCCCACCAAGCUCCCAUGUCUGGGUCGGGGAAUACUGCAGGCAGACAACAAGUGCAUCUGUGCUGUGCUCUAUGGGGGCGAUAACUGUGAGGAAACCCGUAACACGGACAAGCUGACAGUCGACCCGUACGUGGGAAGCUACCUGCUCACUGCACAAGCCGUCAUGCCGCCGCCGCCGCCAGUAGCAGGAGAGGAGGGGGGCGGCGGAGGGGGGUCAGCGACGCGAUCUGCCAUGCUGCUGGAGGGGUUGUCGAUAGAAGAGAGAAGGCAGCUGAGGGCGGUUCUGCCUUUGACCGACAUGUACCAGACGACGGUGUGGGAGACGUGUGCAGUGGUGGGUAACUCGGGUGCGCUGUUGCUGAGGGAGGAUGGAGAGGAGAUUGACAAACACGACAUGGUGAUGCGCUUUGACACAGCACCCACUAAGGGGUACGAGAAGCAGGUGGGGACGAAGACCACGCUGCGCCUGAGCAUACCGGACAAGGCAGGGUUCAGGGAGGGCAACGAGACGGUGGUAUACCACCUGUACCUGAGGGGAGUGAAGGACGAGUUGCAGCAUCUGCUCAACUUCAAGCGCGUCUUCAGAGAGGGGGAGCUCUAUGUUCUAGACCUGGGGUUUGAAUCGCAGGUAUUCAACACCUUUGGCGCAUUCACGUCGGUGGGAUACGUGGGGAUCCAAUUCGCCCUGCAGAAGUGUCACCACAUCGACCUGUAUGGUCUAUUCCUCACUGAGAGGCACGGAGUGAGGCACCACUACUACAACCGCGACGAGUACAUGCCGGCGCACGUGACGAGCGAGCAGCUGGACCGGGAGUUCGUGCAGAGCAUCGAAAUCGCCGAUGCGGAGCUCAUGUGGAUUGCCGACCCUUGUUUAUACGACUGUCGGAGGUCCAUCCAGCGAUGCAGCAUGUGCAUGCGAAUUUCAGUGGACGAACUAAGCCAGAGAACAGAGUGGACAAGCCAACAGCUGGCCCUCAACUCCCGCAGGGAGCAGCGGUGGCGGGAGUUCCUGAAGUGGCAGCUGGUGGUGCGGGAGGAAUUGAAGAAGAGCGUGCGGCUGCAGUUCCAGAUGCAGGCAGAGCAGCGCCGCAUGCGCUCCUCCUCAGGAGGAACAGGAGGAGGAGGGUCCCGCAUGGACGGUUCAGGCGGAGAAGGUAGGAGUGGCAGAGGGAGAGGGGGGUUGGACGCAGUAGGGGCGGGAGGGAGACGAGGAGCGGGAGGAGGGGUUGGAGAGAGGGGAGUGGGGGGAGGGAGUGGAGGAGGGGGGGCGAGAGGGGGGAGUCUACCUGGUGAGAGUGAGGAUGAGUAUGAUAGCAUUGACUGGGAGCGGGUGGUGGUGGAGGAUAUGCUCGAUAAGCUAUCGAUGCACGAGGUGCUGCUGUACUUUCGGAGAAACCACCUCACUAUUCCGGACACGCGCGCUCAGAUGCUCCAGGCGGUGAAGGCUCAUUAUUUCUUCCUAAGGGGGGAGCUGCAGAAGCAGAAGAAUCGCCUGUAUCGCCCCUUCGACUGA
Closterium sp. Yama58-4 is the source of this 2514-nucleotide messenger RNA. The record is from the annotation of a GenBank genome assembly. Lineage: Eukaryota; Viridiplantae; Streptophyta; Zygnematophyceae; Desmidiales; Closteriaceae.